Messenger RNA from Bombina bombina (fire-bellied toad), 738 nucleotides. RefSeq lists its product as uncharacterized. The coding region runs from base 79 to 738 and encodes 219 amino acids. NCBI's taxonomy places the organism in Eukaryota, Metazoa, Chordata, Amphibia, Anura, Bombinatoridae. The transcript has 3 exons. The record is from RefSeq and is a predicted model, not a curated record.
ACUAUUAUAGCACAACCUUCUAGCCAGUCUUCUCUACAAGCUACAGAGUCAAUUGAGGAAUUAGCUUCUACAAGCCAAAUGAGGCCUACAGAAAAUGUUUGUCAAAGAACCCUUUCGUCAUCUUCGAUAACAACACAUAGUUUAGGAUCAGCGGAUACAUUGCCUGAUAUUCCCUGCAGUACACCCGUUGACAAUGCCAGAAAUUCGAGAGAAGUCAUGAAUAUCUUCAAUCAAAUUAUAUCCGGAGGUAUAGAAGAAGGUAACGAAGAAGAAAACACACAAGAUGAUAUUAGUAGUGGGGAAAUAAUACUAAGGACUGUAGACCCUUUAGAAGAAGAUUCACAAAUGACUAUAAUUGAAGAGUCCUUGUCAGGGACAAAUACAUCUGCCCAAUCAAGGUCCCAUCAACAACCAGAGUCUACAAUGUCUACACCAAUACCUGAAAUUGAAAAUGCUGCUAAUAUAGCUAAUAAUCCAAUUGAAGCUGCCCCUGAGACAGACGCAUUACAGGAGAUGGUGGGAAUAGCACGCAAUUUUAGGGAUGAACAAAACAAAGUAAUUGAGAUGUUUGGAAAUUUUUUAAAGGAUAGGAUAAGAAUAGAGGAGCAAAAAAUAGAAAUUGAAAGGGAAAGAAAUGAGAUAUUUAGAGCUGGUUUUGAAAAUUUAAGUAAAUGCGUAGAAUCAAUAUCAAACUUAUUCUCCGCAUCAUCAUCACCAAACCCACAAUUUCAAGAAUAG